CCAGGGCUUAUAUAGAAACUGCAUCAUUUUUCCCCAUCGAAGGGGAGACAGAAAAGGUGAAAGCACACAAACUAAAACUUACAUAGCCCUAUCAGAUGCCAGUGCAGGCUCCUGCUUGCUUCAUGGCUUACUUGACUGUUCCAUUCAUUCAAUCAUUGGAAUGAGAGAGACUCCUGGAGUGAUGCAGGUUUAGGGUAGAUUCAUGUGAUGCAAUGUAUGGUGUUGUAAUAACAACAGCAGGAGUGGCGCGGCCACCGCAGAAUGCGGUGGACUGGUUACCCGACUUCUGUGGCUUCUCAUGGGUGGCCUACGCCUGUGCCUCUUCCUCUCUCUUUACAAUCAUUUCCUUUCAUACCUCCUCAAAUUCAACAACAACAACAACAACAUCAUCAUCAGCACAAUUCCGCCAAGUUAUCCAGCCUCAAAAAGAAGAAGAAAUAGUGAAAGCAGUGGCAUGGUCUCCUUCAGUACCUUGCGAUGGCACUAUGGCGGUUGCUUCAUGCAGCCAUGUUCACAUCUAUGCCCCCUCUUUUCUCAAACCAACCCCUCCCCUUCAUAACGAUGCAAAUGAUGACCAUCAUCAUCAUCUACCCGAUACUCACUUGAGUUGGAGGCAGAUUGUAGUGCUGGUGCAGUCUUCCCCUGUGGAGGCAAUAGCAUGGACGGGAUCAGGGGACGGAAUCAUUGCAGUUGGCAUCGAGGUGGUGAUGUGGAAGAAGAAGAGCAACAGUGACAUGUUGCCAUCAUCAUCAGAAUCAUCAUGGGAGACAAUCUCCAAGUCGAGAAUUGAAGGAGAGCCCUCUCAAAACCUGGUUUCUGCAACCUGGUCUGUCCAAGGACCUGUGGCAACCACUGCUCAAGGUUUCCAGGUCGAGAUCCCAUCAUCAUCUAAAACACCUAGUGCUACCACGGCUAUGAGGAAGGUUAUGCUCUGGUUUGGUGAUGGCGAUGCCCACAUAGAGCUCUCUCAUCCUCAGCCCGUUAUGAUGAUCCAAUGGAGGCCAACAUCAUCAUCCAAAGGUGAUGAUGGUCCUCACCCUCUGAGAAUGAAUGUGCUCUUGACUUGCUGCUUAGAUGGGGUCGUGAGGCUCUGGAACGAGAUCGACAGUGGGAGGAGUCGAACUGAUAAGAGGUUCAGAGAUGCAAAGCCAUCCUUUUAUGUCACUGCCGUUAUUGAAAUCGACCGGUGCUUGAAUGGGAAACUUGGGAUCGAUGUAUUUGUGGUGUGGGCAAAAGAAAUCAGGGGCGUAAAUGCUGCAUGUGAUGAAUUUCUCACAGAUGCUUGUCUUAGUUCAGAGGAGGAAAAAAAGGCUGGGUAUUGCGAGUGGUUGAUCGGGGUUGGACCAGGUUCAUCUCUUUGUUUUUGGGCCAUCCAUUGCCUCGACAACGUGUCUCCAUUGCAAUGCCCCCGCGUGCAUCUGUGGAAGAAACAAAGCCUUGAAGCUUCUGAAACAACGGAUAUUAUUUAUGAUUCAAAGGAUUCAGUGUUCAGUCGCAGUCCUAUUUUUCUUACCGCUGUUAUAUCAAGGAGUAGGUCAUCUGCUCCGCCGACCUCCGCCUGCUUAUUUCAAUUGUUACCCAACAAUUCCUUUAGGUGGUCUUAUUUAAAAGAUCCACCAUUAUCAGAUGAUUACUCUUUCUCCGUUCAGUCCAUGAAGGAGAAACGUUUGUCUUGUAUUGUUCACAGUGUUCUAAACCAGGAUGGCCAUGUUGGGAAUAUUGAGCUGCUCAUGCUGCACCCUUUUAUUUACGAAGUUGAGCUUGCUGUUUCUUUGGAUUCUAAUGGUUGUGUUGUUUUCUGGUCCCUCCCAACCAUUCCUAACCAUGAGAUGGGCAUGCCAACUCUGCCUCACCUUGCUUGGAAAUUUCUUGGUAAAAUCCUUUCCGAUGACCUGCCUUUGGGUGCUAAAUAUUCAACUUUGGCAUGGGGACCUUUGGUUGUAGAUGGGAAUACACUUCUGCUGAUUGGACAUUCACAUGGAAUUGACUGUUUUAUCGUUAGCGUCGUUUGGAGAAAAGGCAAUGCUGCCAACAUGGUGCAGCACUGCAAGAUCCACACGAUCCUUUUCCCUAAUCAGAGUAUCAAUAGUGCCUUAGACAGAUUACAUGCGACCCAUCUACCUCCCACCUGUGGCCAAGGUUUUAAUUGCCAUCGCUUUUUAUUGAUGGGGUUCAGGAUGGAAGGUUUUCAUGCUUCGUCCUGGGAAGUUGUGUUGCACUCCGAUGAUUUAUCCAGGAGUGGCUGCUGUGCAUGCGAUUCUGUUUCAGGAAGCACUCCCACUCCUACUGCCAAUGCCAUUGUUCACCAACCUAUAUUUUCCACCAGAAAAUAUCGUCUUUCUGCCAUUCUGUGCUCUCCUAACUUGUUUGAUACUUGCAACAAAGGUCAUCAGGUGACAAGUGUUGCUGUCCCUUGCGACAAUAAUCUGAUGGCGUACUUACCUUACGGAUCAGGGGCUUCUUCACAUGAUGGUUUGUGCUAUGAUGUUUCUGCCUGUCACUUGGCCUCAGGCUUCUCGAAUGGUGUUGUGAAGCUGUGGAGAAUAACUGGCCCACCGGAGUUAUCUCUGUAUGAUUCUGAGACUCCAUUUGAGUGCGUCGGUAUGUGGAAAGCACACCAGGGUCCAGUAAGCAUGAUAGCCUUGUCCACUUCUGGGUGCAAGAUUGCAACAGCUGGAGUGGGCUGCCCAAACAAUAGCAAUUCCGUAUGCAUCUGGGACCCUGUUAACAUCUUUGAUGCAGGGCAUUUUGUACUAGAAGAUGAAAUCAACCUGGAUGGGGUUGUCAUUGCUUUAAACUUUCUUGUUAUUGGCAAUGGACGCCUUCUUCUAGGGGUUUGCUUGCAAUCAGAGUUGCGCGUUUAUUCUCAGCGAAGGUAUGAUGGCUGCGUAUCUGCAGAACCAGGAGAAACUCAUAUUUGGUUUUGUUUUGCGUAUUUGCGCGUUCCAUCCUCUGUGCAUAGCUUCUUCUGGGGGCCAAAAGCAACUCUAGUUCUCGUGCAUGAGAGGUACUUUUGUCUCCCCAGUCAGUGGUCAUUCUGUGAUGGUUAUAGUUCUCAAAAUGGAAUAUGCCUUAAAUAUGCCGAAUUUGGCCUUCACCAAUUGGCGGAAGAGGAGUCUUGUGUAUACCAUGCAAACAGUGAUCUACACAUCAUUCAAAAACCACCGAUGGAUGCAGCAACCAGUGGAGCUGGUGAUUCUAUGUUGCCUUCAAAAUUCAAUGGGAAAACUGUUCAUGCAUACAAUGGUUUGUUUGUGACUAUGACUGAGCAUGACCUUGUAUGUUGUAAGAAAAGCGGGAUGUAUAGCUUGCUGAACAUGGCUGAGGAUUUAUGUGGGCCAUUGCCUGUCUAUCACCCUAAGGCUCUCCUCCAUUGCUUGUUUUCUGGAAACUGGACAUGUGCUUAUUCCGCAUUGAAAGAUCUUGUGUCAUAUCUCAGUUCCAAUGUCAUAUCAGGAAAGUCAUAUAAUGCUGUACCACAGAUCAAUUUGUCAGAAUACUUUCAAGUGGUUCCCUCCAAAACUGUGUGUAAUAAAGCGUUGCAAUGGGGUCUUGGAAUUACUUCUGAAGCAUCUGCUACAUCUCGAAAAAAUUUGUUCCAGUCUGUACAAAGCAACUCCAUGGUUCAAGAGACUGCAUGUUUGACCACUUCAUUCAAUGGUAUCAUGGAAACUCUGGAAAAUUCCCCUAAUAUACCUGGUAUAACAGAUGUUGAGAGAAUCGAACUUCUUGCACUCACUGAUCUCUUGGGUGAUGUUAGUAACUCUAGCAGAGGUUCUACUUAUUUAAGCCUUGAUGGUCCUGGCCGGAGGUUCUGGGUUGCUGUACGUAUCAAACAACUCUGUUUCUCUCAUAAAUUUGGAUGGCCUGCUGAUGUGGAAGGGUUGGUCGCGGAGUCUAAGUUGAUGGCAUGGGCAUUGCAGUCUGAUAGUCAAGAUGAUUUAUGCAAUUCUCUCCUGUCUAAUGAACCAUGUUGGCAAGAAAUGAGGAAUUUGGGUCUGGGUUUUUGGCUUACAAGUGGAACUUCUUUACGUGCGAGGAUGGAGAAGCUGGCAAGGCUACAAUUUUUGAAAAGGAAAGAUCCAAAGGAAUGUGCACUUCUGUACCUGGCACUGAAUAGACAACAAGUUUUGGCUGGAUUAUUUAAAAUUAGCAAAGACGAAAGGGACAAACCCUUGGUUGGGUUUCUUUCGCGGAACUUUCAGGAGGAAAAGAAUAAAUCUGCAGCUUUGAAAAAUGCAUAUGUUUUGUUGGGGAGACAUCAACUGGAGCUUGCAGCUGCUUUCUUUCUUCUUGGAGGUGAUCUUUCUUCUGCUAUUGCUGUCUGUACCAAAAACAUUGGAGAUGAACAACUUGCGCUCGUAAUAUGUGAACUUGUGGAAGGAACCAAUGGGCCAGUGCAGCAUGAACUUAUCUUAAAUUAUUUAUUGCCCUCCGCUAUCGAGAAAGAGGACAAUUGGCUUGCUAGCAUGUUGGAGUGGAGGUUAGGGAAAUAUUCUCAAUCGAUACUGCGCUUGCUUCAUGUGGCAGUUGACUUAACAGUUGAAGAAAAGAUAUUAGAUCUUCCUGGAACUCACUCUGCUUUCUUAGACCCAGAUGUUGGUCAGUACUGUGCAAUCCUUGUAGCGAAACGGUGCUUGAGGAAUUCCAUUGGUGAAUCUAGUGCUGAUACAUUGGCAAGAUGGGCUAUCAUAAUGACUUCAAGUGCUCUAAACAAAUGUGGACUUCCUCUUGAAGCUCUGGGUUGCCUUUCCCCUUCUAUCAGUAAUUCUGAUGGUAAAGAACCAAGUGUAUAUUCAAGCAACGGAUCAGAACUGAAAUCUACAUCAAAGGAUGCUUCAUACAACUGGCUCUCGGGAAGUUUGGCUAGCUGUUUUGAGUCUCAUGCUAAAUUAAAUUUGGCAAUGCAAUACAUUUCAAAAAUUAUACGUGAACAUCCAAAUUGGGAAAGAUUCAAGUUAGUGUCAUCAUGUAUACCAUCAGGUUCAAUAAAGAAAGUGGCACUCAUCAAUUCAUUCCUCUACUGGAAGAUGUUCGUCUUUUCCUGCAAUAAUGGGAUGUUGUUUCUUGGAUACCACGUGUUGCAAUGCCUGCUUUUCCCAAAACAUACACAUGACCUGUUUAACAUUUCUGAUAGUGUUGCUUCGGUUCAGCUGGACCUUCUCCUAAAGGCUGCUGAAGAAAUAUGCAAUGGGUUUGCUCACUGUGUUGUUGGAUAUAACAUUACUGUCUCUGCAUUUAUUCCUGCUCCCAAACUUUCAGAUGGAUGUCGGCGAAGUAGCAUUACCCAACUUAAUGCUUGGGAUUUUUAUUUAGAGAGCCUUCAACAUUCUCUUGGGACCCUUAGACUGUUUCUGAAGGUCUUGAAUUCCAAUGGUUUAUUGAUAGAUGACAUCACCUUGAAGGCAUCCGAUGUUCUAGACCAUCUGGAAUACUGCAUCCGUUUUGCUUCAGCAUGGUUGAGGAGGAAUCCUGAAGAUCUUCUGAUGAUGAGUCAACCAAUUUCAAAUGGACUCAAUGGAAUACCAUCUUCUUCUGAAUUUAAUACAGCUCCUCUAAGAGUGAAUUUGGUGGUGCAUAAUGAUUCGUUUGCUGUUGACAACGAGCUUCCUGUUUCUGCCAGCAGGCCACAGCUUCACAAUUUUACUGAUGCCAGAGUACACUUGGUUCCAAGUGAUGAAAGAUGGCAACUGAUUGGGUGUUGUUAUUUUGGAAGAACCCAUUCCCUGAAGCCAAUUGAUUUGCUGCCAAGCUUGUUGUCUGAAUUACUCUUGAAUGCAUUAGCAUAUACUUCAUCUGGUCUGAACAAAGAGUUUUCCUUCUUCAUCAGGCUGAAACUAGAGAAGGAUUUACCUAAUCAAGAAAUUGGUAAAUCAGAAAUGUUUCCCAAUGAAAAGAGUGUGAUGCCUUGUGAUAUACUUUGGAAUGUUUUUGCUAGCCAGGAAGAUGUACGUGAAAUUCUUACAAAAGAGAAAAUCAAGUUUUACCAGACUCUUGGUCGCAAGUCGCCUAGAGGCUGGAAAGAUGUACAGAUAUGUAUCAUAGCAAAGGACGAAAAUGAUGAUACUAUUGGACAUCACCAAGAGGGAGGAGCUAGAAAUAUUUCUGAUGGGAGAAAUUGGAUCUUUGAUGGCAACAGUUUUCUGGGAACCAAAAGAAAAAGUGUCAGCCCUCCCAGGGAUAGGGUCUCUUCUUUCAAUUAUCCAAAGGAAGUAUUCAAGAGAAAUGGUGAACUUUUGGAAGCAAUUUGUAUCAAUUCCUGUGAUCAAAAUCAAGUUGCAGUUGCCAGCAACCGCAAGGGUCUGAGUUUUUUCAAUUGGAAACUCGAGAAAGGCAAAACUGAGCAUGCACAGUAUAUUUGGUCAGAAUCUGACUGGCCAAAGAAUGGUUGGGCUGGAUCUGAAUCUACCCCAGUUCCUACAUUUGUUUCUCCAGGUGUUGGGCUUGGUAGCAAGAAAGGCACAAACCUUGGUUUGGGUGGAGCAACCAUUGGCAUGAGUUCUUUGGCAAGACCAGGGAAAGAUUUAACUGGUGGUGGAGCAUUUGGAAUUCCAGGUUAUGCUGGUAUUGGAGCAUCAGGGUUAGGCUGGGGUGAACAUGAAGAUUUUGAGGGACUUACUGAUCCACCCGCAACAGUUCAAAAUAUCAGUACACGGGCCUUGGCUAGCCAUCCCUCAUUGCCUUUGUUUUUGGUUGGCUCCAUUAAUACCCAUGUUUAUCUUUGGGAGUUUGGCAAAGAUAAAGCUACAGCAACAUAUGGUGUUCUGCCCGCUGCAGAUGUCCCCCCACCAUAUGCACUAGCAUCAAUAUCAGCCUUGCAAUUUGAUCAAUGUGGGCACAGAUUUGCUACUGCUGCAAUGGAUGGCACUGUAUGUAUAUGGCAACUUGAGGUUGGAGGAAAGAGUGAUGUUUGCCCGACAGAAUCCUCCCUUUGUUUUCGAACCCAUGCAUCAGAUGUGAAGUACGUUGCCACUAGUGGAUCAAUUCUUGCUGCGGCAGGAUCUAGCCCUAGUGAUGUCAAUGUUGUUAUAUGGGAUACUUUGGCCCCACCAGCCACGUCGCAAGUUUCUCUUACUUGCCAUGAAGGUGGUGCUCGGUCCCUUGCGGUGUUUGAUCAUGAUAUAGGUAGUGCUUCUAUUUCACCUCUAAUUUUGACGGGGGGAAAAGGUGGAGAUGUUGGAUUGCAUGACUUUCGUUUCAUCGCAACAGGACGGACUAAGCGGAAUAGACAUUCCAAAGGGCAUUCAAACCCGUCCUCUCCACAUGGCAUGCAAUCUGGAGCAUCAAAGAAGUCUGGCAAAGUAAAUCAGAAUGGGAUGCUUUGGUAUAUACCAAAGGCACACCUAGGAAGUGUUACAAGGAUAUCGACCAUUCCGAAUACUAGCUUGUUCCUGACUGGAAGUAAAGAUGGAGAUGUUAAACUCUGGGAUGCCAAAAAUACUGAGCUUGUUUUCCAUUGGCAGAGAGUUCAUGAUAAGCACACUUUUCUACAGCCUAAUUCUAGAGGUUUUGGUGGAGUAGUACGGGCUGCUGUCACAGAUAUCCAGAUCCUACCAAAUGGUUUUCUUACAUGUGGCGGAGAUGGUGUUGUUAGGCUAUUCCAACUCCAGGAUGCCCAAUCAAAUUCUUAAGCAUAUCCAUUUUACUUGAAUUAAAAGCUGAAUUAAAUUAAGAGCCAAACCCAGUGAAUCACAAAUGGUACAGUAUCAAAGAGAGUUAGUACCUCCUCUAGUAAAGGAAAGCAGCUCCCUACCGAAUUGAGCAAGCAAAUAGUUUUACACUGUACGGCACCAGUGGUUCACUAAUUGCUGUCAUAUCAUGUUCAAUACCUUAUGAUGGGGAGCCCUUGAAACACUUUUGAGUGGUAACCGUUGAAUUACCAUGCGCCAUCCAUGGUCUUGACCAGCGGCCCCUCGUGAAUGCUCACCCCAACUUAACUAUGUCUGUUCGUGUGGCAUACAUGAUAGUCAUUGUACAUAAUGGAAAGCUGGUGUAAUAAAAAUGUUUCCCUAACUUGUCGAAACCAGCUUGCCAUAUUGCGAAUAUGUUUCAUCCCUUGUUUUAUGCUGGGGGUUUAUUUCUUGAUAUCUAUUUAUUCUUUGUUUUACCUCU
Molecule: messenger RNA, 8112 nt
Organism: Amborella trichopoda
Lineage: Eukaryota; Viridiplantae; Streptophyta; Magnoliopsida; Amborellales; Amborellaceae
Source: RefSeq, a predicted model, not a curated record